Molecule: messenger RNA, 2658 nt
Organism: Oncorhynchus nerka (sockeye salmon)
Lineage: Eukaryota; Metazoa; Chordata; Actinopteri; Salmoniformes; Salmonidae
Product: gastrula zinc finger protein XlCGF57.1-like
Exons: 4
Coding region: 500-2215 (571 amino acids)
Biological process (GO): regulation of transcription by RNA polymerase II
Cellular component (GO): nucleus
Molecular function (GO): RNA polymerase II transcription regulatory region sequence-specific DNA binding; DNA-binding transcription factor activity, RNA polymerase II-specific
Source: RefSeq, a predicted model, not a curated record
AAUGCGGAAGUGAAAUUACGAGUGGAUUAGUUUGUUUGUGACCACUAUUCUUUCCUCGUGGAGGAAACGACCAGCUGAAUAGCCAACUCGUUAUCAGUCACCUUAAAAUGUCUAAACAACAGUCGCUUCAUGGGUUUUUAAAUGAGCGCUUAACUGCGGCUGCUGUGGAGAUUUUUGGGGCCGUUGAGAAAACGGUAGUGAAAUACCAGGAGGAGAAUGAUCGGCUACGGAGACUGCUGCGGAUCAAACCGGAGGUUAAACUAUGUAGAACAGACUCCCUGCAGCUCUCUGUCUCUGAAGAGGAGGUUCCCCCUGAGCAGCAGCAGCACUGUGAGCAGGAGUGGAGCCCCAGUCUGGGACCGAGGACCCAGAGACCAAACAGAUUAAAGAGGAACAGGAGGAAGUCAGGACCAGUCAGGAGGAAGAGCAGCUUCAAGGGCUCUUUGAUACCAAAGACUCCAUAUUCACUCCUUCCUGUGUGAAAAGUGAAUGUGAUCAGAUGGACCCAUGUCAAGAAGCCGUAGUAGCUGAACACCCAACUCUCAGUCCACUGAAAACAUCUAAACUACAGUUGUUCUGUGUGUUGUUAAAUGAAUGUUUAACGGCAUCUGCUGCUGUGGAGAUUUUUGGUGCGAUUGAGGAAACUGUAGCAGAGUACCAGGAAGAGAAUGAUCUGCUACGGAGACUGCUGCGGAGGACACCAGAGAUACAACUAUGUAGAAUAGACUCCCUGCAGCUCUCUGUCUCUGAAGAGGAGGUUCCCCCUGAGCAGCAGCACUGUGAGCAGGAGUGGAGCCCCAGUCUGGGACAGGAGGACCCAGAGACCAAACAGAUUAAAGAGGAACAGGAGGAAGUCAGGACCAGUCAGGAGGAAGAGCAGCUUCAAGGGCUCAAAGACUCCAUAUUCUCUUCUUCCUGUGUGAAAAGUGAAUGUGAUCAGGAGGACCCACUUCAGUCCUUGACUCUUCCCCAAACCCAGACUGUGGAGAACAGAGAGAGUGACUCUAAACCAGUGAAUCUCACACCUUUUGUCACUGUGACCCACAUUAAGGGUCUCAACAUUCCCUGUGACCCUCCAGAUAAUCAAAACAAUGCCUCCAGCCACAACUCAGCUGUAAGCAGCGACCCAGUAGGACUUGACAGCAGUCCACCAUUGGAUCCCAGUCCACCAUUGGUUCCCAGCCCACCAUUGGAUCCCAGCCCACCAUUGGAUCCCAGUCCACCAUUGGGUCCCAGCCCAUCAUUGGAUCCCAGUCCACCAUUGGGUCCCAGCCCACCAUUGGAUCCCAGUCCACCAUUGGGUCCCAGCCCACCAUUGGAGAAACAUUGUUCCAAACCCAGCACCACAGCUAGAAAAACUCACCACUGCCGUGACUGUGGUGCAACAUUUGCUCUGAAAGCUGACCUGCAGAGACACGUGACUCUCUUCAGUAAGAUACCCAGUGAAUGUAGUUCCUACAAUAAACACUACAACUCCACCUGUAAACUGAAGGCCCAUGUCCGACUCUGUCACAGUGGGAAACACUGCACCUGCCCUGUUUGUGGAAAGACCUUCAAACUCAAAGGAGUUCUGUCCAGGCACAUGAGGAUUCACACAGGAGAGAAACCAUUUACCUGUGGUGACUGUGGGAAAAGCUUCAAUCGCACGGAUUUCCUAACCAGGCAUAAACUGACUCACACAGGAGAGAAGCCAUUCACCUGUGGUGACUGUGGGAAAAGCUUCAAUCGGAAGGAGACCUUAACUACGCACAAACUGACUCACACCAAAGUGAAACCAUUUAACUGUGAUGAGUGUGGGAAAGGCUUCAAUCGGAUGGUGAGCCUAACCUCUCAUGAACUGACUCACACAGCAGAGAAACCAUUUAGCUGUGGUGACUGUGGGAACAGCUUCCAUCUCAAAAGGAACCUAACCAGGCAUAAAUUGACUCACACCAGAGAGAAACCAUUUAGCUGUGGUGACUGUGGGAACAGCUUCAAUCGCAAAGAUACCUUAACUACGCACAAACUGACUCACACCAGAGAGAAACAAUUUAGCUGUGAUGAGUGUGGGAAAGGCUUCAAUCGGAAGGUGAGCCUAACCACUCACAAACGGACUCACACAGCAGAGAAACCAUUCACCUGUGGUGACUGUGGGAAGAGUUUUAUUUAUAAGAGGGGCCUAAUGAGACAUAAACUGAUUCACACAGGAGAGAAACCAUUUAGCUGUGGUGACUGAGGGAAAAGUUUCAAUCGCAAGGAGACCUUAACUACACACAGCCUCACAGCAGAGAUCAACCAUUUAGCUGUGGUAACUGAGGGAAAAAAUUAAAUCGGAAACAACAUGGCUGCUCAGUCUGAUAAAAUAUGAAUUCAGAAGACUAAUCUGCUAACACGUGAAAAACAACCACAAAGAAAGUGAAUGAGGACACAGAGAGGGGACUAAGAGAGUAUUGAGAUACACCUGUGGACCAACUCUAACUGGUCCUCCUGAUCCUGCUCAGUCCAAUGUGACAGUAAUUAUAUAAUGGGACUGUUGUCUGAACCUAACAGGAGGAACAGGAUUGUGUUUCCUGGAGGUGGAGAGUUGGGGAGACCAUAGGAUGUGUAGACUGAUUAUAAAGGGCUUUGCUUGAAUAAAUACUGGCUGUGCAUUUCCUCUGGAGGGGCCACCGACCCAAA